Molecule: messenger RNA, 1634 nt
Organism: Paramuricea clavata
Lineage: Eukaryota; Metazoa; Cnidaria; Anthozoa; Malacalcyonacea; Plexauridae
Source: the annotation of a GenBank genome assembly
UGAACAGACAAUGACCAAAGUACAUGGUAUUGAAAGAUCUAGGAGUGAUUAAAAAAGUGAAAAAUUGCCAAAGGCAAGCAAUUUGACCGAAACUAUGGUUGAAUAGAUAAGGUGUAUGGCCUAAGAGGUAGAUGUUAUCUAGAAGGUAAAAUCGCCUGUAGUGUGAAUUUCGCCGAGUUACAGCUGAUACAAGGCACGAACAAGUCAAUUCAGAUCAUGUCAAUAGAAAUUAUUUCAUCUACAAUUGGGUUUUACUUGGCAAACGCGAGACUCAGGAUUGAAUAGCAAUUGAUUAACCGAUUACCCUAGUUCCGUUAGCUCGCGGUUUUCCGACUGAUCUAAACAAACAGUACCCAGCAGGCAUUUCCGAAGAUCGCCCACAUAAGUCACUACACAGGUAGCUAUAGUCAUUUAACUUGAAGAUACACAAUGUCAAAGGCGACAACUCAAAGUCAAACUGGACUACUCAAUAAACCAAAAGAUACUAUGAAGAUUUAUAACGAUUUUGACUCGAAGUACACAAAAUGCAACUAUCUUAACGGCGGCACUUACGGUAAAGUAUACAAAUGCUGUAAAAAAGGCGAGGACAAAACGGAAUACGCCGUUAAAAUACAAGAAGCCUCCUUCGACGAUAACUCGUACGUUCGUACGUUAACCGAAGCAAAAAUUUGGAACACUUUGGAACAUAAAAAUAUCGUGAAACUCUACGAAUGCUUCUUACAGGCUGACCAAUUUUAUUUCGUAAUGGAAUUAGUGCCGGGCGAUAAUCUAUUUGAUGAAAUAUUAAGGAAAUCCACACACACGGAAUCAAACACUUGCCUAUACAUAAAACAGAUCCUAAGCGCCCUUGCCUAUCUACAUGUGAAUAAAAUUAUUCAUCGCGAUGUAAAACCGGAUAACAUUAUGUUGUAUCAGGACACACAGAAAGGAUCGAGUAGCGUCGUGAAGUUGGUUGAUUUCGGUCUAGCACGAAGGCUUGACAACGGGAAAAAUCGCAUGGAGUGUGCACCCAGCGGUGCGCCAUUGUAUUUAGCGCCCGAGACGAUUAUGGAGGUGGCGCUUGGGAGCCCUGUGGAUGUUUGGUCGUGUGGGGUCAUAAUGUAUAUCCUACUCUACGGAUCACCCCCAUUUUGGUCAGAAGAUACCAAUAAACUUUUCUUAGCGAUCAUAGGCUCUGACGUAGAUUUCACAUGCACUGACGAAAGGGAACCAGUGUCGUUCUUAGCAAAUGAUCUUGUUCAAGAAAUGCUUGUCAAAGAUCAAAAUGACCGUAUCACAGCAAGCGAGGCUCUGGAACACCCUUGGAUUUCCCAACCACGGGGACUUAAACUCUCGCGUGAACAUAGACGAAGCACGGUGGAACGCUUAUCCAAGUUUCGUAGGUCGACUUCGGUUUUUGAACUGCAACAGCGGUUUAAUGGUAUGAAAAUGGAGGGCAGUUUAACUGGUGAUAGAGCACGGAAUGGACGAUAUUUAGAUGUGCCAGUUAGCUAGGAUGUUUCAAUAACAAUGACAUUAAGAUGGUAUAUGAUGACGAUAUUAAGUUAAAUGUACCAGUAUUCAUUGUAAUAAAAUUGUGUUCAUACAGUAAGUCAGGGUUCGUAAUCUCCAUUCUCCACGACCAAAAAUAUUCA